Schistosoma haematobium is the source of this 2474-nucleotide messenger RNA. RefSeq lists its product as uncharacterized. NCBI's taxonomy places the organism in Eukaryota, Metazoa, Platyhelminthes, Trematoda, Strigeidida, Schistosomatidae. The transcript has a single exon. The coding region runs from base 1651 to 2064 and encodes 137 amino acids. The record is from RefSeq and is a predicted model, not a curated record.
GAAUUUUGAAAUUACCUAACCUUGGGGGACGCAAAUUGUAUAUAGUUAGGCGUUACAGUGAGGAGAUACCGUAAAUUUGGUUUAAAAUUGCUUUUAGUCUGCAAUUAACUCCAAGUAUAAAGUGCUUUAGUGUCUAAAGGUUGAUUAAGUUGUGAUGUUUGGCAAGUUUUGGCAUUACAUCCCCAAAACGUUGUUGAUUUACUCAAGCUUUGGGGAAAACCCCAAAAUAGGGAGAUUGGGUACAUUCCAAGGAUUCAAGAUAGUACGUCAUUCUUCUUGUCUGAUAUUUCUAUUUUGCCUCUUAUAUAGUGGGACUAUGAAUUAUGAAGGGACUAAUGAGGUUAAAGUUAAAACUACUUAAUUAUUCGCACGAAUCUCAAUCCAUCUGAAUAGAUAACAUUUUGGCAUUAUGGCUGAUGUCGGUUCGUGGUAGAAAACCUGACUUGAAUCGUUGGCUUUAAGCACAAACAGCUAGUUGUAAUUCCUCACAUUUAUUUUUAAACUUUUCCUAGUCAUAGUAAUUGGUUGAAGUUUUUCUAGUCCACCUUAAUAUCGCUUUAAAGUCUUCCAUAAAUUAUAGUCUCACCACUUCUUUUAUUCCAUUCAUAACCACUUGGAUUCUUAUCACUACUUUCAAGACAUCCUAUUGUGAGCUUGGAAAUGUUAUGAAAUUUGCAGAGCAUUAUAAUGCUCUGUCGCUCUUGAAUAUAAGUCUUUUGUCGGUGAAAGCUUCGAUUAAACAAAAUGUCUUUUGUGGCCACUUUCUCUGUAUUACACUUUUACGUUAAUAUUUCAAGAUGGAUCUAAACGACUUUCCUAAAAUUCUUAUCGAUUGGCAUAUCCUGGAGUCCACUUAAAGUAUCCGUUCACCCCUAGUUUUAAUGCUUCUUGAUAACGUAGUAGGUUUAAAACCAGGGCAAGCAGAUAGAAACUUGUCAUGAAUUCAUAUAGUCACUGACUAUCUGUGUGAAUCGUGCUGUUGUGCUCAGACCUUUCUAGUUGAAGCCCAUGUGUUAUUCAGGAUCCACGGUUGAAGGCGUUCUGUGAUAUACCGCAAGAUCAGUCGCAAUGGUGCUUUGGCAUUCCUUAUGAUAUGGAUCUUGAGUCAAUUUUGAUUAGUCAUUCGUCAUUCUUCGAUUUAAUUUCAUCUCUUAGUGCUGUAUCUUCUAAUUUUUGAUACUCGUCCAAGGAGGUUCAGUUCUUUUACUCAUCUUAUCAGCUUCCUUUACAACUGGUCUGAUGUGGUGUGUGGCAACUUAAACCUAUACACAUCCGUGGUUAGGCGUACGUUUAUGCUAAGAAACGGACUAAAUGAAAUUUCUCGAUCAUAAAAAACAACUUACACUGCAUUCAAUAUUAUUAUUCCGAACAUACAUCAUCUAUUAGCAGGUGGAAUUUUAUUUCAUUCGUUUUUAAAUCAUACUUUAUUUGUUCUGGGUAAACAUUCUAAUGCGUUCAACAACACGUUCACUCAUUAGAAUUUUUCAUGGUGACAUAGGAUCUAUGACGUGUUCAAAAUUCUGGCAUGUCCAGCGCCAUUGUAUCAAUAGUAUCCGAAAGUGAAUGUUUCAUGAUUACAUUGAUCAACCUCGUUAGUAAUCACCUUUUUUGUUCUUAUCUCACCGGUUUACUUUUAGAUCUAUUCAAAUUAUGGCAUAUUCAAGUCGUGAUGAUAAUUCAGUAGUACCAAAUUACGCAUUAGAUACAAGUCUAGCAACAAACAAAUUACGUAUUACUAUACAAAUUCAUGGCUUAAAAUCAUCAACUAUAUUAGAAUUUCAUAAAAAACUUAUUCCCAAACUUUACAAAAAAGCAUCAAAUGGUGAAAUAGUAUUUCAUCUAAGUAAUGAUGGUUUUCUGUUUGAAUUUCAUGGACUUGAUUCUUUAAAAGACUGUAAUUAUCGACUUCAUGUUAACAAAUUACCGGGCACACUAGAUAAUAAACGGUCACAACUGAUUGUACGUGAAGAUGCUGUGGAAAUUAUUCUCAUAAAAAUUGACGAUAGUUCAUGGUCAUCUGUUAUAAGUGAGGGUUUACAUAUUGUUGAGAAUGAGAAGAAGUAAUCUUUUUUAUGUGAUAAUAAGUUCUUUUUUUCGAAGACAUUCCAGCUUAUAAUAAAUACUGCUUUUCAAUUUGCCUACUUUUCCUACCAGGUUUUAGGUAAAUGUAAAUAAUUUAUUUGAUUUCCGGUUUGUAUCUUCAGUUUAUGACUUCAUUUACUAGUUUAUAUUUAUUCAAAUUUUAUUUUAAUUUCCUGACAAAUAAUUUACGUCUUGUUUAUUACCAGUGAAAUGCUGUUUUCUUAAUUAAUGUACACUAAGAACAUUUUGUUGCAUUUUGACAAUAGACUCAUGUAAAAAGAACUUUUUUUCGUUAUUUCGGUUUGCUUGAUCUACUGUAAGUGAAGUUAAAUUUACUGUGACACAUUUUGACUGGCAUUUUCUUUUUCAAUAAAGAUUAAUCUUAAUAUAAA